AUGGGUAAGAAAAUUUUAGAAGAAACGAUAAAAGCUAAGAAAGCGAAAGCAAACCCCAGUAAAAUUUACAAAAAAAGAACAGCAAGAGUAAAAAAUAAGGAAGAUUCUGAAAUAACAAUAUUUACAGCACAGCAACAAGAACAUCAUCCAGGCCCUUCAGGCAUAAGAAAUAAGAAGAAACGAAAACGCCAGCUUUCACUUGACAGCAUAACUAGUGUAUCCGACAUUAUGAGCGAACAUAGUGCUUCUGAUACUAUUGAAUGUGUUGAUUUUGAAUAA
Messenger RNA from Parnassius apollo (apollo), 279 nucleotides. NCBI's taxonomy places the organism in Eukaryota, Metazoa, Arthropoda, Insecta, Lepidoptera, Papilionidae. The record is from the annotation of a GenBank genome assembly.